This is a messenger RNA of Didymodactylos carnosus, 1030 nucleotides long. The record is from the annotation of a GenBank genome assembly. Lineage: Eukaryota; Metazoa; Rotifera; Eurotatoria; Philodinida; Philodinidae.
AACACCGGAUGUUCAAAAUAAUACCAUGAUCGACAGAUUAAAGACAAUAGCGUCGGAAUCAGACUAUACUCGAGAAAAGGAGGAUACUCCAUUAUUGGUACAUCAGCGCCUACCACAACGUACGUGGACUAGAAAUUACCAAUUAAUGCAGGAGCAGCCACGACAGAGAUCGAACAAUAGUAGUAAGGAUCGUUCUGAUACGAGAAUAUUUGGACAAAAUAAUGGAAAUAUACGAAGAGGUCAUUUCAAUAGAACAUUCUAUGGGGGAAAUCAAUAUAAUCAAAAUAACCAGAUUAUGAACCCCGAAACUACUACCAUCUCUACCAAUAUCAAUCCUAAUCAAUGACUUCCUAUGAGGACUAUGCAUGACUGAGCUCAAACGGAACCAAUACGGGUUUCGAAUAGUGUUUUCACUAUAGGAAAUGUAGUCUUAGAUAGGGAUGAAUUAAAUAUCUUGGAAUAUGGUUUGAACUAUAUUCCUUCAAAAAUAUUGAGUAUAGAGGAUCAAUUGAAAGCUGAUCUUGAAUUGACAGCGAAUAGAUAUCCCGAAUUACAAAUGAAUGUCGGUCUAGUUCGGGAUUCUAUAGUUUACAAUUCAGAUCCGUUUAGCCCGAACUUGCAUAGAUCUCAGUAUAAGUCAUUGAAUAAUCUAAAACGACGAAACGAUAUUGUAAUAAAACAAGCGGACAAAGGUCAAGGCACUGUUGUAAUCUCAAGAGAAGUAUAUGAAGCUAAAACAUAUGCAUUAUUAGAAGAUAAAAAGAGCUAUGAGGAACUUUCUGAGAAUCCAAUGUGGACAACAUAUGAAACUGUCCGAGAUGAAAUUAAAGAUUUGAUAAAAACAGGAAAUAUCCCAAAAGAAUAUGUUUCAAGAAUUCGAUUGAGGGGCAGACCGAAAUUACCGAGGUUUUACAUUUUACCUAAGGUACAUAAAAAGCUAUGUCCAGGAAGACCAGUUGUUUCAGGGAUCGGUCACUCGACGGAAAAACCGUCGAAAUUCCUGGAUUUACUAUUGAAACCACAUAUUUAA